Corylus avellana is the source of this 468-nucleotide messenger RNA. NCBI's taxonomy places the organism in Eukaryota, Viridiplantae, Streptophyta, Magnoliopsida, Fagales, Betulaceae. The record is from the annotation of a RefSeq genome assembly.
AUGUCACGUCGAGGUACUGCAGAAGAAAAAACUGCAAAAUCCGAUCCAAUUUAUCGUAAUCGAUUAGUUAACAUGUUGGUUAACCGUAUUCUGAAACACGGAAAAAAAUCAUUGGCUUAUCAAAUUAUCUAUCGAGCUAUGAAAAAGAUUCAACAAAAGACAGAAACGAAUCCGCUAUCUGUUUUACGUCAAGCAAUACGUGGAGUAACUCCCGACAUAGCAGUAAAAGCAAGACGUGUAGGCGGAUCGACUCAUCAAGUUCCCAUUGAAAUAGGAUCCGCACAAGGAAAAGCACUUGCCAUUCGUUGGUUAUUAGGGGCAUCCCGAAAACGCCCGGGUCGAAAUAUGGCUUUCAAGUUAAGUUCCGAAUUAGUGGAUGCUGCCAAAGGGAGUGGCGAUGCCAUACGUAAAAAGGAAGAGACUCAUAGAAUGGCAGAGGCAAAUAGAGCUUUUGCACAUUUUCGUUAA